AUGCACGUCCACACGCCCAAGUACCCGCGCCAACUGGUUCUCGCUGUCAAUGCCUGGGUCUUCUUUCGCAUUAGUGGAGGUCUCUUCAACCCUGCCGUUACCUUUGGUCUCGUUCUUAUCGGUGGUCUUGGGCCUACGCGAGCUCUGCUCAUCUUCGUUGCUCAGAUCCUAGGUGCCACUGCCUCCGCUGCUCUUGUGUCUGCACUGUUUCCUGGCGAGCUGCAAAUUGCGACGACCCUUGGCGGCAAGGCCAGCGUCGCGCAAGGUGUUUGGAUUGAAGCCUUCUUGACUGCCGAGCUCGUCUUCACCAUCAUCAUGCUCGCCGCAGAGAAGCACAAGGGCACAUUCCUGGCCCCUAUUGGCAUUGGCCUGUCGCUUUUCAUUGCCGAAAUGACCGGUGUAUACUUCACUGGCGGCUCACUUAACCCGGCGCGCAGUCUAGGCCCCUGCAUUGUCUUGCGCAGUUUCCCGGGCUAUCACUGGAUCUAUUGGGUUGGCCCUGGCAUUGGCAGUAUUCUUGCUGCCGGCUUUUACCAUCUCAUCAACAUUUUGGAGUACGAAACGGCCAACCCUGGGCAGGACUUCAACGAAAAGGAAAUGGAUCGCUUCGUCUUUGACGAGGAGGCCGCCCAUACGGGAGCUCACGUUGUGCGCCCUGAUGCUACCGACGUUCUCGAGCCCAUAGUUUCUCCGGUUGCUUCCCCUGCGGCAUCCCGUGAUCCGCUCCGUGGUCGAUCUCCCGGUGACUACAUUUCGCCUGGUGCACCCAGCCUCGCUCAACGAUUUUCGCAGGGCGGUUCCGCUCACGAUGACUCAAUCAAGGCGGAUUGA
Akanthomyces muscarius is the source of this 831-nucleotide messenger RNA. RefSeq lists its product as uncharacterized. The record is from RefSeq and is a predicted model, not a curated record. NCBI's taxonomy places the organism in Eukaryota, Fungi, Ascomycota, Sordariomycetes, Hypocreales, Cordycipitaceae. Bases 1 to 831 code for a protein of 276 amino acids. The transcript is spliced from 3 exons. Gene Ontology annotation, cellular component: plasma membrane. Gene Ontology annotation, biological process: transmembrane transport. Gene Ontology annotation, molecular function: water channel activity.